Messenger RNA from Xyrichtys novacula (pearly razorfish), 13293 nucleotides. NCBI's taxonomy places the organism in Eukaryota, Metazoa, Chordata, Actinopteri, Labriformes, Labridae. The record is from the annotation of a GenBank genome assembly.
GGGUACUUAAACACCGAACCUCUCACCUCUGACCCUGUUCUGGCGGCUCCGUCAGUCUCUCAUGGUUACCGUGAAGUGGAUUCAGCAACAAGAGAGGAAACUGGAGCGGACCGGACGGGUUUAUGAGGGUGAGUCGAUUUAUGACAUGAAUCUUCGAAUAGUUCUCUUUGUUAAACCUCGAACUUUUAAAGGAGAACUUUAAAGAGCCUGUUACCGUGUAGUUAGCCACAGAAACAGAAACUGUAACGGUUCUGAGACCCAACAGGAUCCUUCACAGUCCGGGUUCUGGACGGUACCAGCUAUCAGCUAACAGUUUGAGGAUCAGGUGUAGUCCUGGUUCGGUUCUGAUGAGUUAGCUAAUGUUAAGAUGUGUUUAAUCCUGUUAAAGGAGGAGAAGCAGGUGUUUUAUCUCCUCCUGUUUAAACAAACUAACCUCAUUAAAAUACUGAGUUUAGAUGAACAUUAAUUUAGAUUAUUCAGAUAUUAAAUGUGUUUUUAAUCGAUAUCUAUAUUCAAAAUAAGCGUUUCUAAAUUCUUGAUGAUAUCCUGCUUUGAUUCUGUGUUUCUGUUUCAUUUUCAGGUGUUUUUUUUUUUACUUUAUUUCUUUUUUAUGGAGCAGUUUUUAAGAUUUAUUAAAGUUUUAUAUGAAUAUUUACAGUAUGAGUAAAAUCCUCUGAGAAUUGAAUUAAACACUUUUUAAAGUUGAGUGUUAAAAAUACUUGAAAACUGAACUAUUAGUGUGGUUAGAUUUUCCUUUAUUCAUCCCUCAGUGGAGAAAUUAAGUUGUUAACAGCAGAAAACACACACAUUUAUACCGGGUACAAAAACACUAAUAAAUAAGAAAGAACUACGGUUAAAAAAAGAAAGAGAGCAGUGCAAUCGAAGAACAGUAUUAAAGACAAGAAGAGGAAAAAAAAGAUCAGUGCCAAUAAAAAAACAGGUAUUUAUGUGAUUAUUUUGUUUUUCCUUUUUAGUGAAUCGGCCUCAUCGACAGUCUGCAGGUCGGCGUCUCCCUGAGGUCUUCAGUCCCUAAAACAUGGACGGUUUAAGCAGAUCUAAUGGUGGGUUUGUUCUUUCUCCUAAAUAAAGAUGUUUUUUUUUAUUUUUUCUCUGAAGUAGGGGAGACUGGGGUAGGUUGAAAUAUCUGCAGAUACACGAGUUAGAGACAAAACUAGGACUGACCUGAUGUAGAGAUCUAAAAUAUGAAACAUGGAUCAUCUGACCCCGCUCUCCCCUACCAUACAUUUAUUUAUGUGUAUGAAAAUUGAUCCCAAACUCCCGUGGACCGUGGCUGUUUAGCUGUACACUGUCUGUGUGAGCUGCAGUUGUUUUUAUGGUAAGACUGUGAUUUGAUGAGGACUAAUGACGGAUAAGACCGGACUCAGGAGACACCAGAGAGGCACAAAGAGGAGGGCUGAGACCAUUAGCUGAGGAGGUGUGACUCUCAGAGGAUUCGUACCCGUGCAGGUGUGAGACCUGGCUGCUUCCUGCCAUAGUAACCCAUUAUUAUCACUCCCAACUACACCUCACUGUGUCUGAUAGCAGCCUGUGUGAAACGUAAUGAUAAUAAACACGAGUCGUGUCAUUAUAAAACUCUAAGAUAAGAUUUUAACCAACACUAACAGACGCGAGAACAUCACUCCUGUCCUCAGCUCCCUUCAUCGUCUUCUCGUCUCUUUUAGGAUUGAUUUCAAACUUUUAAUGUUUGUUUUUAAAGCUCUUAACGCCCUCGCCUCUGUCUAUUUAACUGAGCUUUAACAGAGCUCUGAGGUCGUCAAACCUGGAGAUGUUCAGGUCAAAACACAAACACUGAGCUGACCGAGUCUUUGAGAAUAAACUCCCAAACGAACUGAGACUUAUCGCAUUGUAUUUUAUCCUUUUAACAUUUACAUUUAAGAUAAGAUAAGAUAAGAUAAACCUUUAUUCAUCCCACAGUGGAAAAUCUGCCGUGUUAACAGCAGAAAAGGAUCGUUUAACUGAGAUUAACGUAACUCUUUGUUUCUCGAAGCCUUUAAGUCUUCACUCAAGAGUCUGCUCGAUAUCUUUAAUCUGCUGGUUUUAGUCUCACAGUUUCAGACCGGAGCGGUGUGAACAGUGGUGGUGGUUUCUGUCUAACUGGAAAAAAACUGUGGAUCAAAUACUCCGUCCAAACUUAAAGGGAUAUUCUGCCGUAAAAUUAAUUUAGAGUCAAACCCACCGUAACCCCGAGUUAGACCCCUCCUCCAGAGAUGAAUGUUGUCGACCGCUUCCUUCUCUAGUUAUACCAACUUUAGUAACGACCGCAGGAUAGCAAUACAGAGAGACAUGCCCUCAACCACAGACUACAGCGGGGUGUCUCAGCUCAAGGAAGAACAUUUAUGAUAAUUUCUUCAUAGAAAUACAAUCAGACCGAGACGCUAAGACAGAAGAACUACCGCGUCUGAAAAAUGAUCAAUAUGGUGAUUAUUACUUCAAGGAAACGAUAAAGAAAUGAUCAUAAAUGUUCUUCCUUGAGCUGCGGCACCCCGCUGUAGUCUGUAAUGGACUGGCCUGAGGUCUCUCUACAAACAAGCGGCUGCUGGAAGAGAGUAGGUGAGUUGUGUUUAGUCUCUUUGCUAAAGACAUGAGUCAAAGUUAUAAAGAUGUUUGGUGUCUAGUACUAUGUCUGUGACCCUAUAUGUACUAACCUCAGUAGAACAUGGUGUAGUUCUGUUCAGUAACAGAACCUCAUUGGAAAAUUAGCUGAUUUAACUUUACUGUGCUCUUGUUCAAAUAUAUUAACUCGACAGCACAUAAAUCCAUACCUGUUAACAAAAUCAUGAUUUUAUUGAUAAUUCGGCUCAAUAAAAACACCUUUACCUUUUCAUUUUACUACAGUAGAAGUUUAUUGGCCCAGCUUAUAGACAACAGAGGUGGAGAAAUGCCCCCGCUUAAGUUGAUGUUUUCUGAAUAAAGUACUAUGUCUGUGACCCUAUAUGUCCUGUUGAUGAAGUUAGGUGCUGUUCUGAGCAUUAUUUGUGGCUAUAGAGUGGCGUUUUGGUUGGGGGCGUGGCUCUCUGUAUUGCUAUCCUGCGGUCGUUACUAAAGUUGGUAUAACUAGAGAAGCAAGCGGUCGACAACAUUCAUCUCUGGAGGGGGGGUCUAACUCAGUGUUAUGGUGGGUUUGACCAUAAAUUAAUUUUACGCUGGAAUAUCCCUUUAAGAUCACUGGAAGAAACUGUAGAUCAAAUACUCCGUCCAAAUUUAACAUCUCCUCAGUUUCUUUUUUUACAAAAACUUCAUAUUUCAGGAUGUGGGAAAAAUCUUCUGUUACGCCGUCAUGACUCCAGAGACUUUGGAUAUUUGAUUUUAAUAAUGUGUGUGUGUGUGUGUGUGUGUGUGUGUGUGUGUGUGUGUGUGUGUGUGUGUGUGUGUCUCAGAUGUUCAGGCUCAGCUGGACUCGGUGGAGGAGGAGCUGGAGCUGGUGGAGCUGCAGAUCUCGGAGCUCCUGCAGAAACAGGCGGAGCUGACGGCUCAGAAGAACUCUCUGCUGCAGCAGCUGGAGAACGCCUGUGACGCCGCUCAGCCUUCAUCCUCCUCAUCCUCGUCCUCCUCAAAGUCCUCUAAAGCAGAUCCCGCGAUGAGUAAGCAGGAGUUGAAGCUCUACGACGGCACAGGUAUUCUGCAGGUGUGGAGGAGCCGUCAGGUCACAGGUGAGUUUCUGUGGUAACACUUUGGUGUUUGUUAGAUUUCCCGUGGUCCAAAGAGGUGGAGCAGCACCUGAAGGACUCGUUCCACCUCUCCAAGUUCAGACCGCUGCAGCUGAGGGCCAUCAACCUGAGCCUGUCAGGCAGAGAUCUGUUCUUAGUGAUGCCCACGGGACGAGGGAAAAGCCUCUGCUACCAGCUGCCUGCAGUCAGCUCCAAAGGUAAAAAUCACCCACACGAGUGAACACCAACGACCGUCACGACUCUUCAUCUUCUCUCUGCUUCUCUGUCUGCAGGUUUCACGCUGGUCGUCACCCCGCUGCUGUCUCUGAUGGAGGACCAGGUCAUGUACUUGAAGUCCAUCGAGGUGUCUGCAGCCAUGCUUAAUGCGUCCAGCAGUAAGGUGAGACGGGCGCCGUGUUUGUUUCACUUCAGCUCCUCUCUGAAUCUGAGUUGGCCUGUAACACCAACAUGUAUGUUUUUUUCAGGAGCACGCCAAGACCGUCAUGGCGGGGAUGACGGACCCAAAGUCCCCCUUCAAGCUGGUCUACGUGACUCCAGAGAAGAUCGCCAAAAGCAAACUGCUCAUGUCUCGUUUGGAGAAAUCUUACAACGCUAACCUGCUGAGUCGUAUCGCCGUGGACGAGGUUCACUGCUGCAGUCAGUGGGGUCACGACUUCAGACCAGGUGAGGGGGGCGCCUCAUGAUCCAGGGUUAGUUUUUAAAUCCUCCAGACUCUAUAAUCCUGUCGGCGUUCUCCUCUGCAGAUUAUAAACUCCUGGGCAUCCUGAAGAGACAGUUUCCCAAAGUCCCGCUGCUCGGCCUCACCGCCACGGCGACCAGCAGCGUCCUCAAGGACUGCGAGAAGAUCCUGUGUGUGCAGCAGCCAAUCACCAUCACCGCGUCCUUCAACCGCACCAAUCUCUACUACGAGGUGGUUACCACGGCAACUCGACUCACCGUGUCUGCUGACUCGCCUGUUUUGACCUUUCGCCGCGAGGUCACGUGUUCGUCCUCUCGUAGAAACGUGGAGGGAAGAUCCGUCUGAAAGUUCCUGAUAUUUUUACUCUGAGUUUAAUUUUGGACUCAAACUCUGUCAGUUUUAGUUUCACUGUAAAUAUGAGGUCACGUCUGACCCCCAAUUUCCACCGCAUCCCGAACGGCUCGCUAUGAUUUCCAGUUCUUCGUUGAAAGGACAACUGGACUUACUUGGGACCAAGUUAGUCCAGUUGUCCUUUUCCAAAAGAGAGUUAGAUUUUGAUUUUGAUCCUCAGAGGAACGGAAAGAAGUCGGUGUAAAUUGACACGUUAACUUGAAUGGUUACGAUCAGCUACGAUCGGAGGAUACGACCUUUUAGGAGACGAUCAGGAUGAAGGUGGAGAUCGGGGAUGAGAGUCCCUGUGAGUCCGAUCGCUGGUCCUGGUCCAGUGUUGUUUUUGGCAGGCAUUUUAGAUUUAGUUUUAGUCUUAGUCAUUUUGACGAAAUGCUUCUUCGUUUUAGUCCCAUUUUAGUCAUUUCUAUCCUUGAUAGUUUUCGUCUAGUUUUAGUCGACGGAAAGGUGCCUUUUGAGGUUCGUGGUGUUCUUUCCCGACAGUUUGAAGCCGCAGCAUGAGGAAGCUGUGGCUCCAUAACUGUCGUCUGUCUCGUCUCCCCGUCCCCGUACAAGACAUUGUGUUUUAUUGUCACUUGAACUGUAUCUGAAGUAGGACCAAAAAUCAUCCCUCUUUUUUAGGCCACCGGGUACCGCUGCUGUGCCUGCCGCCACGGUGUGUGUGUUUGCGCGCCUCGUCCACCUGCCGCUCUGUGUAUGUGUAUGAGUGUGUGCGCGCAGCUGUGAGCGAGCGAGGCUUUUGGUGCGUUUGUGAUGGGGGCGUGACUGUUAGGACAAAAAAAAAGCAUGUUUUGAAACUUUGUUCGUCCACCUAAUAACAAUUUAGUCUCGUCUCGUUCUCGUCUGACGAAAAUGAAUACAAUUUUCGUCACAUUUUAGUCUUUACAGAGCUUUGGUGACGUUCGUCUUAGUCUCAUUUUCGUCAAGGAAAAAAGGGGUCUGACGUCGUCAUUUAAGUUUUCGUCCUGCCUGACGAAAACAACACUGUUCUGGUCAGACCAAAAACUGGACCCAACAGCCCGAGUCCUGAACUUCUGUUCCCUCGCUCUGCUCCAAAGACCUUCAGGUCUUCGUCGUGUCUGUGACGUCGAGCUGAAUUCUUCUUCUUCUGGGAACAUGAAGAGUCUGUUUUUUUCUAUUUCAGGUUCGAAUCAAAGACUCCAAUAAUGAAGCGUCGAUCAAUGACAUCGCAUCUUUGAUCAAGAGCAAAUACAAGGACCAAUCAGGUACAGCGUCUAGACUGCGUUAUUCCUGGAUCUACGCUGUGAUUGGUCAGGACUGAUGAGGUCUGACUCUGUUUCUCUCUCUGCAGGGAUCGUGUACGUGUUUUCUCAGAAGGAUGCAGAGUCUGUGUCGUCUGAACUGCAGAGCAGAGACAUCGCGGCGUAUCCUUACCACGCUAACAUGGACCCCGGGGACAAGUCCCGCGUUCACCGUAAAUGGACCUCCAACAAGAUCCAGGUAUGGCGGCGUUCGCUGGUGUUUCUUCUGUCCUGUGCGGUUUCACAACAACGUGUCGGAAUCAACGAAUCAACAGAGAUGAUCUAAUUUUUUUCUCUUCAGCUGCAAAAAGUCUGAAUCUCUCAAAUCUCAUCUAAACGGAAAAGUGUCUCCUUUACAUGCUGCAGUACCUCUCUGUGUCCUAUAGGUGGUGGUAGCCACCGUGGCGUUUGGUAUGGGCAUCGACAAACCUGACGUCAGGUUCGUCAUCCACCACACCAUCAGCAAGUCCAUCGAGAACUACUACCAGGAGAGCGGGCGAGCGGGUACGAGUGAUUCUCCGGUUUCAGGACGAGGGUUCGAACAGUUUUAGGUCUGAGCAGAAGAACAAGAACACGGAUUUUCAGAUGAUUCUCUGUCACAGUGACCUCGUCUGAAACGGUUUUAUGUUUUUAGUUUUACUCACGUGAAGUUCAGCUUCUCAACAACAGACUUUCAGGAGGAGUUAAAUCAGAGAUCAGCGAAUAACGGCAAAUCUUUACACGACUUCACUCAGGUUAGAGUACCAGUUAAUCCCAAUACAGAUGAUUAAAGUGUGUGUGUGUGUGUGUGUGUGUGUGUGUGUGUGUGUGUGUGUGUGUGUGUGUGUGUGUGUGUGUGGUCUGCAGGCCGAGACGACCGUCCAGCCGACUGCAUCGUCUACUUCGGUUUCUCCGACAUCUUCAGGAUCAGCACCAUGGUGGUGAUGGAGAACGUCGGCCAGCAGAAGCUGCUGCAGAUGGUCGACUACUGCCAGAACGUAGACAGGUAACAUGCACGCACACACACACACACGCACACACACACACAUCCUCUCAGUUCUCCACACUGAGUGUUUUUCUCCGUGUGCAGGUGUCGGCGCUCUCUCAUGGCGGUUCAUUUCGAUGAGGUCUGGGACGACGAAGGAUGCGACCAAAUGUGCGACACCUGCCGCCAUGCCAAAGGUGUGUUCCUGCGUGUGCACGUUUAAUGACUGCAUGUGAGACGCUGCAGAUCUCAGAAAGACAACAGUUUCCUGUCAGAGGAGGAAAAAUCAACCACUGCAGAGACACACGAUGAAAGUGAAAGACAGGGACAGACUGAGACAUACAGAGACAGAGACAGACAGGGACAGACAGGGACAGACAGAGACAGAGACAGACUGGAACAGACUGAGACAUACUGAGACAGACAGAGACAGACUGGGACAGACAGAGACAGACAGAGACAGACUGGGACAGACUGAGACAGACUGGGAGAGACUGAGACAGACUGGGACAGACAGAGACAUACUGGGACAGACUGAGACAGACUGUGACAGACGGGGACAGACAGACUGAGACAGACAGAGACAGACUGGAACAUACAGAGACAGACAGAGACAGACUGGGACAUACUGGGAGAGACUGAGACAGACUGGGACAGACUGGGACAGACUGAGACAGACAGACAGAGACAGACUGAGCCAUACUGGGACAGACAGAGACAGACUGGGACAUACUGGGAGAGACUGAGCCAUACUGGGACAGACAGAGACAGACUGGAACAGACUGAGACAGACUGGGACAGACAGAGACAGACUGGGAGAGACUGAGACAGACUGAGACAGACAGAGACAGACUGGAACAGACUGAGACAGACAGAGACAGACUGGGACAUACAGAGACAGACAGAGACAGACUCGGACAGACUGGGACAGACAGAGACAGACUGAGACAGACUGGGACAGACAGAGACAGACUGGAACAGACUGAGACAGACUGGGACAGACUGAGACAGACAGAGACAGACUGGGACAUAUGGGACAGAGAGAUAUACUGAGACAUACUGGGACAGACUGGAACAUACAGAGACAGACUGAGACAUACUGGGACAGACUGAGACAGACUGGGACAGACAGAGACAGACUGGAACAGACUGAGACAGACUGGGACAGACAGAGACAGACUGAGACAGACAGAGACAGACUGGAACAGACUGAGACAGACAGAGACAGACUGGGACAUACAGAGACAGACAGAGACAGACUCGGACAGACUGGGACAGACAGAGACAGACUGAGACAGACUGGGACAGACAGAGACAGACUGGAACAGACUGAGACAGACUGGGACAGACUGAGACAGACAGAGACAGACUGGGACAUAUGGGACAGAGAGAUAUACUGAGACAUACUGGGACAGACUGGAACAUACAGAGACAGACUGAGACAUACUGAGACAGACUGGGACAGACAGAGACAGACUGGGACAGAGUGAGACAUACUGGGACAGACUGGACUUUGUUCAUUAGGCUCUUAAAUAAGAAAGUCUUUCCAAGUUCCCAUGUGACCUGAUUCCCUGCAGACUACAGCACAGUGGACAUUACCCAGCAUGCCCGGCAGGUGGUCGAGAUCGUGGAGCUGGCGACGUCGCUGGACGAGAAGCUGACCCCCCUGAAGCUGGUGGAGGCGUGGACGGGGAAGGGUCCAGCCAAACGCAGGAAGAUGAUCCAGACCACCUCGCUGUCCCGUCUGCAGGCUGAGGCCGUGGUGGUGAAGCUGCUGCUGCUGGGAUACCUCAGGUCCGCCCUCCUCUUCAUCCUCAUCUUCAUCAUUUUUCUCAUGUGUUUAAUUCUUAUUGGCUCGACUCUCUCAGUUUGUUUUCAGCCAAUAGCAGCAGGUUUAAAUAAAUGUAGUCUUUAUAACCUUUUAUCGGUUUCCCUCAGACGUCCGUCAGGUUUCUGGAGGUCUUGUUUGUCAGUGAGUUUCUCAGGUGUGUGACCUCCACCUGUGCCUUCUCCUCAGGGAGGACUUCAGCUUCACUCCCUACACCACCUACUUCUACCUGAAGCUGGGCCGCAAAGCUCCUCUGCUGAAGAGUCCGACUCACACGGUCAGCAUGACGAUGAGACAAACAUCUGCAGCCGUAAGUAAACGCCGCCCGGCGUGACGACAGGAGAACCUCGUUUUAUAGUUUUGACCGUUUAGAAAAAGUGUUUGUGAUAUCUGAGAUGUUCCUCCAGUCGGUCUGCUCUCUCUGUGAAGUUUUUUAACCGUUUCUUCUUCUUCCACUGAAACGUUGUCGUGUCUUUCCUCUGUGUUUGAAAUGAUCUCUCUGUUUCUGUAAAUCCUCUCAGGUAAGUCUGUGAAUCUCACCUCAGUGCUGUUGUGACUCUGAUUCUGUUACUCUCAGUCUUUGAUUUAGUUUUUUAAGAUUUUACAGUCUGUGAAGUUUUAGAUUAACCUUCAUAAAUCUACUGACCACGCUCAUCAGCAGCGCUCUAACACGGUGACUCCUGCAGCUGUAGUCGUAGAUCAUCUCAGUCUUCGAUCUGAAAUCACUUCACUGAAGAGAACAAUGAUGGAGGUCUUUUUAAAGUGUAAAAUCAGACGAAUCAGUUUCACUCUGAGGGAUUAGAGACGGUUAAUAAAUGAAAAAUGAGGAGACGCUCAGCCGCUGGGAUUCUGUGUCCGUGUCCUGGUCCCCCUCCCUGUCGUCUCUGAACCCUCUCAGGUAAAGCUUGUUGUUAAUGACCCGCAGGGAAAAGCCAAAGAGGGAAAGAGAUCAGUGCAAAGUGCUGGAGACGCCCCCGUGUCCAAGAAAGUCAAGACAGGCCUCCCCUAACCCCCCAAAGCCGAGGACGAGCAGACAAAGUACAGUCCAUCCUUCCUUCCUCUGUUUCCUGUCCUCACUCUGACCUCAUGAUCCAGAGAGUCUGAAGCAUGGCACCGCAGAGAAAAACUGUCCGAACCAGCGAGACACGGAGGCAUCACCUCCUCCUCCUCCUCCUCCUCCUCCUCCUCCUCCUCCUCCUGCUGUUAGUUUUUUUAUUUAACUUGAUCUUUAAAGACAAAAACAAAGUUUAUUAAGAUGAUUGACAACUUCGGCUCCAUCAGAGAGAGUGGGACGCUGUGGAUCAGGGGUGGGAGGAAAAAUCGUGUUUUUUUGUUUUACAAUUUUAAAAUUGACUUUUUUUUUAUUUUUCAAAUUUAAGAAUAAAUCUUAAAAACUGACCUACAUGUGAUGUGUGUUUUUGGGGGAAUCUGGUUCCUUGAACAGUCCGUAGACGAUCAUAAUCAGUCAACUGUUUCACAAAAACAACUGUUUAAAGAUCGAGAAAAUCGACAAUAUCGUAGAAUCGUAAUUUAGAUCGAAUCGGCAUCAAAAUAUCGUGGAAGAUUCGAAUCAGGAGAAAAGCAGAUCGUCCCAGCCCGACUGUGGAUGUUGAUAAAAUCUGGUUUUCAGGUCAUUUAAAGUUUUAGAAACAGAAGUUUAAAAUGUUUAAACUGGAAAAAAAAAGAUCUAAUAUUUAUGAAAAGAUGAUUUUAUGUCAGCAACAGGUUUCUAAAAGUCCAGACAGGGACGAGUAAACUAAGACUAGAUGGUCCUGAUCUUCAGGGUCUUAAAAACAGACAAACUCUGGAGUGGAAAUCACUUUAAAACCCACUGACUGUGAACACAGACCAUCACUGCGUUUGUUUGGAAAGGACAACAGUUGUCCUUUCAACGUAGAACUGGAAAUCAUAGAUGCUGCAUCCUCAGUUUUAAACAACAGGUUUAGGAGCAACAUCUGCGUCCAUCCAGACAAAGAGUUUUUUUUAGGGAAGACCUUCAGAUGAUCCCAAACCACAUUCUGGCUCUGGCUGAGAAGAGUCCUGGACUGAGGCGGUCCUGAUUUGUCCCCUAUAAGGAGGAUCGUGACCCUGAAACCUGUUGGUGACAUCAAACUAAAACUUCGACAGAGUUUUAGGGCCACAAGACUCCACAGUGCAGACUCCACAUGUUGUUUUUUUAUUCACUGAUUUUCAAACAUCAGAAUCUGUUUUUACGGACGUCGUCGGCCCCGUCGUCGGCCCCGUCGUUGACCCCGUCGUUGACCCCCGUCCCUCCUCUCAUGAUCAGCUGGUUUUUGUCUCUCUGAUUCGGACAGUUUUAUCUCCUCAGUCUCUGCUCACAAACUUCAGAGCAUGCUGCCUCUAAUGUUACUAACAUUUCAUCACGCCGCCGCCGCCGCCUCCGCUAACCUCAGCCUCUCAGUCAGACUCACUUCCUGCAGAGGAAGGCUGAGCCGGACUUCAUGGAUCUGGUCCUGGGUGGUGUUUUUUUAAGGGUUAUGGACUCUGAGGUGUGUCUGAGAUGAUCGACUGUUUUCUGACUCUUGGUUUCAUGGUUACAGGAAACACCCGCUGCUGACCCUGAUGAAGCGACCUUUGACCCUGUUGUCAUGGGCGGAGGCUGCUCUCCUCAGCCCAAACAGAAACUAUUUAAAGACCAGAGAAACCGGUCCAAAAAACAGGACCUGAAACCUUCAAACCAGACAGAGAGAGUGAAACCGCAGCUGCAGGACGAGUGUGGCGAGGAAGAGGAGGGUGAGGAGGAAGAGGAGGGUGAGGAGGGUGAGGGGCGGUCCGGUGAAGCUCAGCACGUCAUCGAGGUGGAGAUUAAUAUCAUAGAAAACAGUGAUGUCCAGAAAACACCCUCAAAACCAGUCCGUUAUAAACGCAGAUCCCCCGCCCCUCAGAGAGGGCGUAGGAAACCCCGCUCAGACUCAGCAGGAGGAGCAGGCGGAGACUCGGCCGCCAACACGGCGCCCAGCUCUCCGUCUCAGGCCUCCUUCAUCUCUGAGAGCGCCGCUGAGGAGCUCUGCAACCUCAGGAACUACUACAGCAAACAGCUGCGGAGGAUCAACUACAUUUCCCAUGAGUACCUGGGGCAGCCUGCAGAGACGGGAGUCCUGGCGUGUAUCAGGGAGCCUCUGAGGAGCCUCCGUCUGCCGGGCAGGGUGACCAUCGCCGAGACGGCCCGCAGCCUGUGGACCCGAGUCAGCGGCAGGAGGAAGCUGAUCCACCGAUGACGUCAGACAGACAGGUGUGUUUACAGAGACACCUGUCCACACCUGCUGUGACCUCAGAGGUCUGAUCAGCUGACCCAGGUGAGCGACUCUGGAGCCUCCUGGUGUUUCUACCUCAGACUCAUGGAUGUGUUCAGGUUUUAGUAAGAAGGUUUAAAGGGAUAAUCCAGCGUAGAAUUAAUUUAGGGUCAAACCCACCGUAACACCGAGUUAGACAACCGUCGAGAGAUGAAUGUUGUCGACCGCUUGCUUCUCUAGUUAUACAAGCUACUGUAGUAAAAUGAAAAGGUAAAGGUGUUUUUAUUGAGCUGAAUUAUCAAUAAAAUCAUGAUUUUGUUAACAGGUAUGGAUUUAUGUGCUGUCGAGUUAAUAUAUUUGAACAAGAGCACAGUAAAGUUAAAUCAGCUAAUUUUCCAAUGAGGUUCUGUUACUGAACAGAACUACACCAUGUUCUACUGAGGUUAGUACAUAUAGGGUCACAGACAUAGUACUAGACACCAAACAUCUUUUUAACUUUGACUCAUUUCUUUAGCAAAGAGACUAAACACAACUCACCUACUCUCUUCCAGCAGACGCUUGUUUGUAGAGAGACCUCAGGCCAGUCUAUUACAGACUACAGCGGGGUGCCGCAGCUCAAGGAAGAACGUUUAUGAUCAUUUCUUCAUGGAAAUACAAUCAGACUGAGACGCUAAGACAGAAGAACUACCGCGUCUGUAAAAUGAUUAAUAUGAUUAUUACUUCAAGGAAAUGAUAAAGAAAUGAUCAUAAAUGUUCCUCCUUGAGCUGUGGCACCCCGCUGUAGUCUGUAAUGGACUGGUCUGAGGUCUCUCUACAAACAAGCGUCUGCUGGAAGAGAGUAGGUGAGUUGUGUUUCUGUUAAAAAAUGAGACUGUUGUAUCCUGCGGUCGUUACUAAAGUUGGUAUAACUAGAGAAGUAAGCGGUCGACAACAUUCAUCUCUGGAGGGGGGGUCUAACUCGGUGUUACGGUGGGUUUGACCCUAAGUUAACUUUACGCUAGAAUAUCCCUUUAAAUAAUCAGAUUGAUCAGAGUUAAUGGAGGAGAAGAUCUCAGCUGUUCAGGAGAGACUUCUCUGAUGUUUGAGUUAGUGUCUGUUUGUUUGUUUGUUUGUUCAGCUGCUGUAAAUCCUUUCAGUUUGUUCCUGUAUAUUGAUGAUCAGAAAAUACCAUGACUUAAUCAAUAAUAAAGGUUAGAUCUUUUCUCAUUA